AAACGAAUAUUUCAGCGACUGUUGUCCCUUCUCGGUAUAUUUUACGAUAUGCCAAACCGAAAACGCUCAAAUCUUUCUGAUAAGCGAAAUAGAACCCGUAAAAUGCAAAGAAGGAAGGCCCGUGCACAGGCUACUUCUCUUGCUAUUCAACAACAAAACCUCCUUUUGGAGAAAAUCCUAGGGCCAAGUGAACCCAUUCCAAGCCAAAGCUUCUGUCUCAAUGUUGUGAACAAGGUAGAGCACAUUGGGGAGCAACACGUGAAGAAUCAAAGGUUAAGAAAUCAACAAUCACAUGACAGAUGGCAAAUGGACAGUGCUUUACCAACUCCAAAGAUUUCAAAAUGUGUACAACUAACUACUAAAACGCCAGUCCAGCAAGAUUCAAGUUUAGCACAAGCAUCGCAAAAUAUUACAAAACCAGCUCAAGUGUUGACUUCACCAUUUGAAAUAACUCCAUCCAAAUCAAAGCUGGUGAAAGAUCCAAAUCAAACAACUGUAUCUAAAUCAAUAAUUAGAAAAACAGAUUUACCGAAACAAAAAUUGCUAGUUACUAGUCAUGAACAUUCUGUCAUGUCUAACCUAGCAUCUAUGUGGAGAAGUAGAAAAUUAUGUGAUGCCAGUAUUAGCAAUGGCUCGUCUACUGUGAUGGUCCAUAAAAUAGUCUUGUCUGCUGUGUCUCCAAAACUGUUCUCAGUAAUUAGUACAUGCAUCUCUUCUCAGUUUUAUGAAGUGAAAUUUCCUGAAGUAAGCACAGAAACUUUAAUGGCUUUUACUGAAUACAUGUAUACUGGACUAUUAGAUCUUGAUCUUAAUAUUUUACAACAGCUAAAAGUCAUUGCAAAACAAUUAGACAUGAAAGAUUUACAAAAUAUGUGUGAUGCUCAUCUUCAAAGUGGAGCACAUCAGCAACUUGCUUCGACAGUCACUGCGUUUGAUGAUACCAGGCAGAUGCCAUCUGAUGUUUCAGCUGUUCCUACUGAGGAUAUUAAGCAGGAGAUUUCUCAGAAUGAAUUAGCACAGCUUAAAGAAGGUACAGUCAGAACCAUUAAGCAAGAGUUUGAGGCUGCAUCUCUGGACACUAACGGUGGCAACUCUCCAUUUGGUUCUGUUAUUCUUCCCACUGUAAAAAUCGAGCCUGUAGGACCUGAUGAUGACAAAUAUGGUCAAAUGAAGAUGCCAUCUAAUGUUUCAGCUGUUCCUACUAAGGAUAUUAAGCAGGAGGUUUCUCAAAAUGAAUUAGCAGAACUUAAAAAAGAUACAGUUAGACUCUUUGAGCAAAAGAUUGAGGCUGCAUCUCUGGACACUAACGGUGGCAACUUUCCAGUUGGUUCUGUUAUUCUUCCCACUGUAAAAAUCGAGCCUGUAGGACCUGAUGAUGACGAAUAUGGUCAAAUGAAUAAAAGAGCUUCAACAUCUAGUUCAGUUUCAGAUAGUUCUCGGGCACUAAACACUCCUUUGAAUUCUAUAGCUGUAUCCACUACAGAUUUUAGCUUACCAUUUUCAGAUACCACAAAUAGCAAAGCAACAGCAAAUAAGAUAUAUGGAACAUCACCCAAAUUAAAAUCUAAUGUAUUUGAAAGUUCUUCAGUUUCUGACUUAUCUCCUGUGUCAUAUAGUGAAGAAAAACUGUGUUCUCAAUCUAGACUCAUAAAAGAAGACUCUUCUAAGCCAAUAAAUCGAACAACAACAACUCAGUUAAUUGACAACAAUGUGAUUUGUGGUAGCAAUGAAGGUGUCUAUCCUGUAGGACUUUUUACAGCAGAAGGGGACACAUUACCAUUAUCAUCAACACAAGUUACCAAUGUCAAAAAUACAGGUUUAUAUAAAACAGAUGGCCUUACUUGAUAUCAGAAAUAGUUUUCAGUACACACAUACACAGAUAAAUUGAGCUUUAAUUUUGUAAUAAAUAAUUUUUGAAAUAC
This is a messenger RNA of Octopus sinensis (East Asian common octopus), 1922 nucleotides long. RefSeq lists its product as uncharacterized. Gene Ontology annotation, molecular function: protein binding. The record is from RefSeq and is a predicted model, not a curated record. The transcript has 7 exons. Bases 49 to 1845 code for a protein of 598 amino acids. Lineage: Eukaryota; Metazoa; Mollusca; Cephalopoda; Octopoda; Octopodidae.